AGAAAAUUCUUGAAUUAAAAAUUGAAAAGUCGUACGAUUUUUUCAUGUGAUUAUUAACCAAUUGAAAUGAGUGAGAAAGAAGCGUAGAGUGAGAGUGGGAAAAAUCAUAUGACGGCCGGUUUUUACUUUUUUUUUAUUUAUUUAUUUAUUUUUUUAUAUUUGCUGAUGUAAAUGGCAACAAAGAUUUCAUGAUAACAACGAAAAGCGAAAACAACAAUAUACACAAGCUGCAAGCAAGCAGCUCAUGGACAUAGUAAAUUAGCUAAAGUGGUUUUGCUACUAACCGGCAUUAAUUUAGUUUGGUUAUCAAUUGGAUAAUUUGACCUUAACCUUCUCAAUAGUGCUCAAUAUAGCAGCACCCAAGCCAUCAAGAGUAAAUUCGAAUCAAAACUCAUUGGAAAAUAGUAUAAAGACACAAAAUACAUUCCGUAUUGCUUUGCUAGCAAUCAUCCUCGUCAUCCAUCUAUUACAGACAUCAUGUUAGCAACGUUGAUGAGUUUUCUACAGGGACCCGUGGAGUUUUCUCUGCUGGGCUUUAUUGAAGCGGCCUCUGUUGCGUUCAUUCUCUAUUACAUAUAUGCGAAAACCAGAACACUUGCCAUCAUCGCUGGCCUAUUUCCAAAUCUCAAUUUGAAUAUCAAUUAUCGGUCGACAUUGUUCGGAUUACAAAAGGCACAUAAUAAACCUCUAAUAACAUCAACAGCAACAACAACAAUAACUACAACCAAAAAGGAACCUAAGCGCGAGAAUUCCUUAGCGCAUGGCAUCGGCACACAAAACAUGUUAGAAUUGACACCGCAUGCCGGUCGUAAACCUUUCCAUUCUCUUAAAGAUUGGGGCGUUUAUUUUCCCUAUGUGGCUCAAUCUUUCCGAAGUAAAAAGUUUGAUUAUCCUCAAGUCACAUCUUUAGUGCAGAAAGAUCCGGUAUUGCAAAGAGCCAUUAAACAGGCUGCUGAACAAAUUUUACGCGAACAAGAGCAACAAAGUGAAGAAACAACUGGUCAUGAAGAUCUUAAUUUCAAUGAGCGGCAAAACAGCUAUCGGCCGCAUCGCCAUAACGAUUACCAACAUAUACUUCAGCGUCAGGAACGUAGAGCUAUAAAAAUUUUAAAGGAAAUGCGUUCAACUUUAAACAAUUUUUUAUUGGCCUUUACUUCAUGGUUGUUGUAUAAAUUGCUGCCUUGUUUUUUAACGGGAGUCGUAACUCACACUCAACAAAUUGAAAUGUUAAAAACUGCUUCCGAAAAGGCCCCUGGCAUACCUCUCAUUUUUUUACCUUUACAUCGUAGCCACUUGGAUUACAUUUUGGUUACAUUUAUACUAACGAAUAAUGAUAUACGUAGCCCUCUUGUUGCCGCAGGUAACAAUUUACAGAUACCAGUAUUCGGAGAAAUUCUUAGAGGGUUGGGUGCUUUUUUCAUCAAGCGUAAGAUUGAUCCAAUAGUGGGUAAAAAAGAUAUUAUAUAUCGUGCCGUACUGCAUUUAUAUUUGCAACACGCUCUCAAGAUGGGGCACAACGUCGAAUUUUUCAUAGAAGGCGGUCGCACGCGGACCGGCAAACCCUGCAUGCCUAAAGGUGGCAUUUUGUCGGUGAUUGUGAAUGCCUUUAUGGAUCGCAGUAUACCGGAUGCAUUGUUGGUGCCAGUUUCAGUUAAUUACGAGCGUCUAGUGGACGGAAAUUUUGUGCGUGAACAAAAGGGUGAAAAAAAAAUACCAGAAUCAUUUGGCAAAGCUAUGUCAGGUAUAUGGAAAGCUUUGAAUUCAAAAUACGGUCUGAUGCGCAUAGAUUUUAAUGAGCCCUAUUCCAUUAAAGAAUUAGUACAAUCUUACAAUAAAAUUGCUAAAGAGGAUGGCUCGAUGAAGAUUUACAAACCAUCGGCAAGAACAUUGCAACAUAAUCAGUCUACCUCCUCUUUGUACGGCACAGACGUGGUGUGUGAAGAACAUCGUAGCCUCAUUGAAAGUAUAUCGCGCCAGGUAGUCUACGACUGCGCCGCUGCCACGUCAAUAAUGUCGACAAAUGCGUUAGCGUUUUUGCUAUUGACGCGUUAUCGCAAUGGUGCCACAGACAAAGAAUUGGCCAAAGCUUUAGAUGAUUUGCGUCAGCGUUUACAGGGAAAAAAAGAUUUAGGUUUCUCGGGGGAAUCUAUACAUAUCAUCAACUAUGCAACCGAUUUAUUGGGCGAGAAAUUGGUCGAACGUCGUUACGAUAGUAACAAUCAACUUUUAAUAUAUGUAGCAAAUGGUAUUGAGAGCUGGAUUGAGUUAGCUUAUUAUUCGAACACAUUGACACCUCAUUUCGCGUUGCAAUCGAUUGUAUUGACCACAUUUCAUAAUUUAUUACUGAAGCAGGUUAACAUGCCUGAAGAACCGGGUAUAUGUCGUAAAAAACUUAUAGAAGCCGCUAUAGAAAAUUGUGAAGUAUAUCGUUACGAAUAUAUAUUAUACAAACCUACCCAAACAUUGGUACAGGUGUUGGAGUCAGUAAUCGAUGAAUUAAUAAUGCAAGGAAUAAUAAAAACAGAGCAGACCGAAAACGAACCCGAAAGCGUAAUGGAAAGUCGUCGCAUAGCUCGCGGCUUGGCUGCUUAUUUGGGUGAAGACAAUGAGUAUGACGAUAUGUCUGACGAUGGCCAUGACUUCCUCGAUGUCGAACAACCACAGAAACCAGACCUCUUCCUCAUUUCGGAUACCAAAGUACAACAAAAAGCUCUUUGUGAAGUCUUGGCACCAUAUGGCCAUGCCUAUCUAUGUGUAGCUCAAUCGCUCUAUAAACUUUACCAAAAUUCUAUGCUGGAAUCAGAAUUCAUAAAACUAGUAGUUAAAGAAUUAAAUACAAGAGUUAAAACGCGACAAUGCCCUUAUGCUGAAAGCAUAUCAACAGAUUCGGUAAAAAAUUGCCUAAAAGUUUUGGAAAAAUGGUCUGUGAUUGAGAUUAGCAAUCAGAGUGGCUUACGUUUGCUGGCAUUGGGUACACUGUAUGAAACGUGCCGCGGUUCUUUAAAGAACAUUGUACAACGCAUAUCCGACAUAGUGCCCUAUUACGCUAAUAAUUAUUUUUAAGUUACUCUUACAUUUACAAAGUGAAACACGCACCAAAAUAUUUGCUCCAAUCUCCAAAGUGUGCUAAAUUUUCAUUUUUAAGUCAUGUAAUUCAAUAUACCAAUCAAUAUUCAUUCAUACUCAUCAUCUUUUUCUCUUAAAAAUAUACCAAAGCCAUAAUAAUAAAUAACUUGGUCCUACAGAGACUACAUAUUUAUAAAGAGUCCAAAAUGAAAUUAAUAUCAACAGAUGACUGAAUUAUUAAGGGAUUUUUUUUU
Glossina fuscipes is the source of this 3320-nucleotide messenger RNA. RefSeq names its product glycerol-3-phosphate acyltransferase 1, mitochondrial (gene mino). The record is from RefSeq and is a predicted model, not a curated record. Gene Ontology annotation, biological process: phospholipid biosynthetic process. The transcript is spliced from 7 exons. Gene Ontology annotation, cellular component: mitochondrial membrane; plasma membrane. Gene Ontology annotation, molecular function: glycerol-3-phosphate O-acyltransferase activity. NCBI's taxonomy places the organism in Eukaryota, Metazoa, Arthropoda, Insecta, Diptera, Glossinidae. Bases 478 to 3063 code for a protein of 861 amino acids.